Ananas comosus (pineapple) is the source of this 1184-nucleotide messenger RNA. RefSeq lists its product as uncharacterized. Lineage: Eukaryota; Viridiplantae; Streptophyta; Magnoliopsida; Poales; Bromeliaceae. Bases 251 to 937 code for a protein of 228 amino acids. The transcript has a single exon. The record is from RefSeq and is a predicted model, not a curated record.
UGGCCUUCUCACUCUCUCUCUCUCUCUCUCUCUUUCUUUCUUUUCUUUUUUUUUACAUUAGUUUCUUGUGCUGCAAGACACCUGCCCGAGUCUUCCGCUACAAUUCCGCUACAAUUCCCUGUACUGCCCCCACAAAACUACGUGCCCAAGCCCAACGCUUCCUUUCCUUUUUAUUAUUAUUAUUAUUAUUAAUUAUUUUAAUCGCACGAAAACAACUUUUUAUAUUUAUAUAUCUUUUGUGUGUGUGUGUAUGUAUAUGUAUAUAUAUAUACUCACACCUGAUGAUACCUCUUCCUUCCCUAUCAAUAACCGACCAUUGAAUUCUGGCGUUCGUUACCGUUGUUGCAUGGGCUCGUGCUUCUCUUCCGUCACCGCCGCCGCCGCCAAAUUCGCUAUGGACGUCCCCCGGCAACCGACGGCCAAGGUGGUCGCGGCGGACGGAUCGCUGACGGAGUACGCCGCUCCGAUCUCCGCAUCCGACGCGCUCGGCGGCGCCGCCUCCGCCGAAUUCUUCCUCUGCGAUGCCGACCGCCUCUGCUUCGGCGCCUCCGUCCCGGCGCUGGGCCCCGGGGAUCUGCUCCAACGGGGGCAGCUCUACUUCGUCCUUCCCCUCGCCCUCCGCGGCCGCGCACUCUCCGGCCUCGACAUGGCCGCCCUCGCCGUCAAGGCCAGCGCCGCCCUCGAUACCGCCGCCGCAGCAGCCGCAUCUAGUAAGAAGAGAGGACGGAGAGUGAUGCCCGUCGAAGACGCUCUAGUACAACAUCCUUGUAAUGGUUACGACUUUUAUAGUACUAUUACGGUAUCUGCCUCGAAUUCUGCGUCUAAUAAUUAUGAUAAGAUGAUGGCCUCAAAAAAGAAAGGUUCAGCUCGCACCCCGAGUGCAGCUUCUCGGCGUUUGAGGAGGAUGUUGAGCACCAUUCUGGAGGAUGCGGAGUGAAAAAAAAAAAAAAAGAGCUUAAUUUAGCUCGAAUUGUAUUUGAUUUUAUUUUUAAUUUUUAUUGUUCCAUUUAGAUUACUUUCUCGUUCCAAAUUUCAUCAACGUAUUUAGAAGCAGCAAUUUUUGUUUAUUUAUGGUACUCAAUUGAGAGCACUUUAAAAGUGGUUGUAUAUUUAAUUGUUUGUGAAAUUUUUUUAAAAAAUUAGUGCCUGUGAAUCAAUAUUCCCUAACUUAUGUUCAAUCCUAA